GUUUAGAAGCGACGCAGUAUGCAGUGCUGUCAGAAGAGAAUGGUUUCUCCCAUCACCUGUGCUUCAAGUGGUUUGUCCCACUAUUCAGCCAGCCUACCCUGAAUGAGUCAUCCUGCUCUUCCCUGAUUGGCCGGUUGGGAUCCAUCCCGAGGGAUUGCCGUGCAGAAAGCUGCCGAGGCCUGACUUCAUUCACAGAAACAUCGGUAUGCCUGUCCGCCUUUCCAUUCACAGCGAGCCCAGAUCAUUUUCGUCCGCACGGCUCCCCAGCAUCCUCACAUCCUCUCCUCAGCAUCUCUUCUGCAACUCUGUGACAACACCGAACAAGGAGCACUUAUAAUGUUUUCUUUGCUUUUGUCUUAGUGGAGAAGACAAACCCUUGCUCGCUCUCUCUCUCUCUCUCUCUCUCUGUCUUUUCCUCUUUUUUUCAAUUUGCAGGCAGGCAGGAAAGCGAGAUGCUGGGAGGGACUGCAGUGCGUUAGCCGCAGAGGUGGAAGAAGCUUGUGAAUGACUGCUGCUUCCCUGUCACGAGCUCUUCUGGACAUUUUACAUGAAUGGCUCUUUUUUUGCUGCCUUAAUGUCGUGGGCUUCAUCGUGUUGGCUGCUUUUUAAUGGGGCUGGGAGAUCUGACAUCUCUUUUUUCGGUCGUAUCCCUGCCGAAUCCGGAUGGCAUUUAAGUGAGAUUGAAUCUCAACGUUGUGUAUUUGAAAGGGAUGUUUAAUUAUUCAACAAAGCUCAUUGAGGAGUAAAGCUCAGCUUGUUUUGCGUUCUGUAGGGGGAGAUAUUCGAGUGCUCGUGUGGAUGGAUUUAUGCCGAUUUCGUAGUACGUAAGAAAGAACGAAUGUGACAAACAAAGAGAUAAAGCCGCAUUGGUCUUGGGGUUUAAAUUUGAACACAUUUUAAGUUUGCCAUUAACAAUGGCGAUGCAUAAGUGAGGUAGAACCAAACAGACUGAUGCGGGCAAAAGGAGAACGCUUUCCAAUAUUUAAUAUCAGUUUGGUAGAUUAUUAUUUCACAGUCAAUGGCAGGUCAUGCAACACACCUUUUGAGUAGACCACCUUGCUUCUGAAUUGAAAUAAAACUGUGAUUGCAUGUACGGAAAAUUAGCGAGCGCCAUGCACGGCGACUCAAGUUUCAUUGUAUGUGGCGUACAUGUGAUCAGACAACAUGCACGGUACUCCAGUGUGAUUUCUGCAUUGAAUUAUGUCAGUGGAUUUUGUUGCUGACUGAUUUUGAUUCUAGUUCAUUCUGACUGAGCUCGGGUUUCACUACAGUGAUCGGUUUAUUGCAUCUUCUCCAUUCUGUUUAUCUGUUUCAACACGGACCGAAUCAAAGCAAGAGGCGUUCCUACGGACAGGGCGAAUUUUAAGAAUUGAUUGGUUCUACUGAGCUGUAAGUGGGAGUUUUUUUUUUUUGUUUUUUGUAAGGGAAAGUGCUCUGCAGUGUUGAGUGAGUCUUUUGUUGAGAAGGGUCUCUCUCUCUCGCUCUCUCUCUCUUUCUCUCCGAGUGAGUCAUGCAUGUUCAGGGAUCUGCCAGGAUGCGGGGGGAGAGAGAGACAUCCCAUCACUAGAGCUCUGUCUCUCUCUCUCUGCCAUCUCUGGCCCUCUAUCUCUGUAGAGGAGCGACCUCGCGCUGCUUUUCUCUCUCGUCGUCCUCUGUCUCCAUGGAUUCCGCAUUUUGUGGUUUAUUUUUGGUCCCCAAGCUAUUGCUGCCACUGCUGCAAGGCGUCGGAUUUUCCUGACGGCCGCUCGCUUCCUUUCUUCAAACCCUUGAGGACGCUUUCUCGGCUCCAGCAUGUUAAAGAAGUGGACAGUCAGCUGGGAGUUGGAUGUGUCCGUUCGCAUGUAGGCUGGCACACCGAGGGGAAUGCUUCACCGUGCUAAAUACAACCGAUUCCGGAAUGAGUCAGUGACGUCCGUCGAUGAGCUUCUGCAUGGUCUCUCCAUGAACGCCAAGGUCUCGGCCGUCCCGCCGUCGCCGCCCGUGGGCGACCCUCUGUACGCCCCACCAGCCGAGGUCUUGCCACCUGACCCCGUGGAAGAGACCGGCACCUUGUGCACCCUCAUCAACAAAGUCUCCAACCUCAAAUUCGCCAACUCCUCCGGACUCCUGGGCAUCAAGGGCCUGCCGUCCGCCGUCAAGGACCUGGCCGUGUCCAAACUCCAGGGAGGAGCGACAGGAGGCGGAUCCGGCAGCCCAGGCUCAUCCACCCUCCCGGCGGCCUCCGGAGCGCCUCACGCCCCGCUGGAGCCCAGUUCCGCAAACUCUGGGAAGAAGGGCAGGAUGGAAGAGUCUCAGCCCGGUGGAGAGGGCUGGGGCCUGGGCACGUCGGGGGCCGCGGGUUGCGGCGGGCUGGUGAAUAAGCCUUCUCGUGGAUGGCUGCACUCAGCCGAAAAGAUUUCUGGACCGGGAGUGACGUAUGUCGUUAAGUAUUUGGGCUGUAUUGAAGUCCUCCGGUCCAUGAGAUCCCUGGACUUCACCACACGAUCACAAAUCACACGGGAGGCGAUCAGUCUGGUGUGUGAAGCCGUCCCUGGUGCCAAAGGAGCUCUGCGCAAGAGAAAGCCUCCCUCCAAACUCCUCUCCAGUAUUCUGGGCAAGAGUAACCUGCAGUUUGCUGGGAUGAGCAUCAACCUCAACAUAUCCACCAGCAGUUUGAACCUGAUGACACCAGACUCCAAACAGAUAAUAGCCAAUCAUCACAUGCAGUCCAUAUCCUUUGCCUCCGGUGGAGAUCCGGACACGACUGAUUACGUCGCUUAUGUGGCGAAAGAUCCUGUUAACCGGAGAGCCUGUCAUAUUCUGGAGUGCUCUGAUGGUCUGGCUCAGGACGUGAUCAGUACGAUCGGUCAGGCGUUCGACCUGCGCUUUCAGCUCUAUCUGCAGUGUCCGUCCAGCAAACCCUCGUCCAUGCACGACAGGGUUAUGAGUACAGACGAGCCCCCGUGGACGGAGGAAGGAGAGGAGUCCGCCGAUCAUCACUACUACAACAGCAUUCCCGGGAAGAUGCCGCCACCAGGAGGCUUCAUUGAUGCUAGAUUGACCAAUCAGACGCAAGACAGCUGCCAGGCCGCUGGAGUCGACCAGACUUACUACCAGAGCCGCCCCAUGUUCAUCCAACAAGGUUCCUGUGACAUAUACAGUCUCCCUGAGGUCAAAGGUCAAGCCCUUAAACCAGGAGAAGUGCCCACGUAUGUGAACACGCAGCACAUUGACACACAGAUGCUGGCCGCCCUGCAGGGAGAGUCAGAGACGCCGUCCGAUUCGGGCACGAACGGGACAGCUAAAGACAGCCCGAGGAAGGACCUGUUUGACAUGAAGCCGUUUGAGGACGCCAUCAUGACCCAGACUCCAGCAUCAGGGCUGCAUAAAGCGGCGUCUGUGGAUAACUCCAGUCCUCUGCUGAUGCGCGCCGCCGCUCUGAGAGCUCAGGAGGAGCUGGAGGACCAGACGUGGUACCACGGAGAGAUGAGCCGCCGCCAGGCCGAGAAACUGCUGCUCCGCGACGGAGACUUCCUGGUGCGGAAGAGCAGCACAAACCCAGGCUCAUACGUCCUGACGGGGAUGCACAGCGGCCUGGCCAAACACCUGCUGCUGGUCGAUCCGGAGGGAACGGUCCGGACGAAAGAUCACAUAUUCGAGAGCAUAAGCCACCUGAUUGGCCAUCACCGUGACAACAACCUGCCAAUCGUCUCGGCGGGAAGCGAACUGUGUUUGAAGCAGCCGGUGGACAGAAAACAGUGACGACUCCUGAAAUCACACGGGACGCUCUUUUACGAAAACACACGCUCAGAUGACUGAAUCUCCGUCGGAGAACACGUGACGCUUGUCCACCUGCUUGACUGCGCCGGUUUUAGAUGGACCAUUUUAGUUUGGAUGAUGCGAAAGCGCUCUCACCGAAAGCUGAUUUAUAGAACUGACAGUUAUUUUAUUGCGUUGGCUGAGAAUCUCUAUUUUUGAAGAAGACAGCGGUGGAUUUCGGACAGCCGUUCGAAGGGGGAGUUUGGACGAACUCGGCCUCCGAGAGGGAUGCGACCAAAACUAGAUAAAGAGUAUUUUAGAAUAAAAAAGUUUUAGUUUUGUCUAUCAAGCACAACCGGAUUUCCAUGUACGUUGGUAAGAGAUAGAAGGUAAACUACAAUUU
Cyprinus carpio (common carp) is the source of this 4141-nucleotide messenger RNA. RefSeq names its product SHC-transforming protein 3-like. Lineage: Eukaryota; Metazoa; Chordata; Actinopteri; Cypriniformes; Cyprinidae. Gene Ontology annotation, molecular function: receptor tyrosine kinase binding. Gene Ontology annotation, cellular component: plasma membrane. The record is from RefSeq and is a predicted model, not a curated record. Gene Ontology annotation, biological process: cell surface receptor protein tyrosine kinase signaling pathway; intracellular signal transduction.